This is a messenger RNA of Dissoconium aciculare CBS 342.82, 2699 nucleotides long. RefSeq names its product WD40 repeat-like protein. Gene Ontology annotation, cellular component: nucleus. Lineage: Eukaryota; Fungi; Ascomycota; Dothideomycetes; Mycosphaerellales; Dissoconiaceae. The record is from RefSeq and is a predicted model, not a curated record. Gene Ontology annotation, biological process: proteasome-mediated ubiquitin-dependent protein catabolic process. The transcript has a single exon. Gene Ontology annotation, molecular function: protein binding; protein-macromolecule adaptor activity. The coding region runs from base 119 to 2239 and encodes 706 amino acids.
CUCAACGUCACCAACCAAUUCGUGCUUGAAUGCUGUGGAAACCGCCAUUGUUACUGCCUGGUAUUCUCACAUCUGACCAUUGAAGUCAAACGUGAUAUUAGUACAGGGAAGAGACACAAUGGAUGAAAUGCCAGCAUUUUCGUCUCAAUCCAGCCAAUAUGAGCUCCACCAGAUCGCUUACGAUCAAGAGAAUUUCGAUUCCUCGCCACUACGACCUCGGAGCACAACUGAAAGCGGUCAGAAGCUGAGAAAGCCUCCCACGGUCACUCCCAAAAGGUUCAAGAAGUUCUUCACGCCGAGAACAUCGUCCUCGACAAAGAACACGCAACCGAGUAAAGCAGGCCGACAGCUCCGUGACAUUACUCGAAAUGGCAUCAACCGUCGACGGACCGGAGAGGUCACUGACGAUUUCCUUGGAAGCGACCCCGCGGAGUCCUUACCACGAUCUGCAAAACGCCAGAAGCUUUGCUUCGACAUCGAGAGUUCGCCUCCUCAAUCUUCGCCGCUCAAGCGUGUAUCAUUUGCUGGAGUACCUCAGAUUCGACGCGAUGUUCGUCUUCCUUCACCCACGUUCAGCGAUGCAGAAGGCCUUCCCGAUCUAUUCCGAGAACUCGAACCUUUCCCAACUCCCAUUCGCUGUCUGCGUAAGAAUGGGAAUUCACGAAGACUACUGGAACGUAGUUUUGGAGGAUUCGAUGCCACCUCACGAGGUGUUCGACGUGUCGAUCAUGUUGCAGACUAUCGGGCAGAAGCGGCAAAUUUCAUGACCACUCCGAAUGAUGUUCAAGAUUUUAUUGGUUCAAGUCUACCGGUCUGCUCAGCCAGCUGCAACACAAAUUCGCUCGUUGCUAUUGGCAAUGAAGGGGGAAGCAUCCGACUGUUGGACACGUCUCCAGAGUCGGACUUUAGACAAAUCCAUGUCGAAUUUCAGGUGCACAAUAACUCCGUCAUGGACAUGGCUUUCAGUCCCGACGACUAUCUAUUAGCAUCUGCUGGUGGCGAUCAGACCACUCGACUGAUCGAUAUGCAUACCCAGCAAGUUGUUUGCAUUUUAUCAGGUCACAACAGCAGUCUCAAACAAGUACGAUUCAACCCUCGUGAGGAGAAUUUGAUCACGACAAGCAGCAGAGAUGGUACUGUCCGAGUUUGGGAUCUCCGGUGCACUGGAAACUCCAGUGUGCAGAGCCUGCGGACUUCUUUCGAACACCAAGUGGAUGCGGAUGGACACAGAGAGCCCGCCACCAGAUACAGCACCGCACAAUUGAACAUCGCCUCUGCACUUCGCUACACGAGCCGACCAAACGCCGAAGAGUCGAGGAGUAACUACUCCAUCACCGCAUUCCAGCACAUGCCACAUGGCCGUGAGCAUCUCAUCGUCACAUCCAGCGACGCCAACGCAUCGAUGAAGGUCUGGGACAUCCGCAAUUUCGGCCGCCGCAAUCCGGUCCCGCUUUCCAGCACUCCCGUCCCCGAGCUCCACCGUCGCACGCGCAAUCACGGCAUCAGCUCCAUGGUCCUCUCCGGCGACGGCGCUCGACUAUACGCCGUAUGCCGCGAUGCGACCAUCUACGCCUACUCGGCCAACCACCUCGCCCUCGGCAGCGUGCCGGAAAUGUCCUCCAAGCCCGCUCGUCAGCGGAUGCUGAACGAGCCCAUAAACGGACUGGCCCCACUCUACGGCUUCAAGCACCCGUCCCUCCGCAUCGGAACCUUCUACGUCCGCGCCGCCCUCCGGCCCGCCAGGAACGACCAAUGCGAAAUGCUCGCGGUGGGCAGCGCCGACCACGAACCCAUCCUCUUCCCCACCGACGAGCGCCACUUGGCCCGGAAAGAACGCCGCCACGAGGACAGCGACGACGACGAAGACGAAGGAGAAGAUCUCCCCGUGCUCCCCGCACCCCGCAUGUCCCUCCGCUCCUCAGCCUCCAAACCCGCCGCUCCCACCACCACCAUCCCCUCCUCCUUCACCUCGCUCCUCGCCGCCAACAGCCAGCUCUCGUCCCUCCCCAUCCACCAACGCGGCACCGCGCUCGUGCGCGGACACACCAUGGAGGUGACGUCGCUCGUCUGGAGCGUGGCCGGCGACCUCGUCACCGUGAGCGACGACCUCACCGCCCGAUGCUGGCGCAGCGACGCGGGCAAGGCACGGGAACUCCGGACGUGCGGGGAGGGCGAAGGCGCGAGGUGGAAUUCCGGCUGGGCGGACGUGGCGGCGGAGUGGGAUGCGGAGGAGGUCUGAAUGAUGAUGAGGAGAGGAAAGAAAAAGAUGGCUGUGUGUGUGUGAAAGAGAGAGAGAGAGAUCUGGGUGGGAAACUGGAAAUUGCUGAGUUUGAAAGCGCGGCGAGAUGUGGACAUCUAUGUAUACCCUUUUGUUGUUGUUGUUGUUGUUGUUGUUGUUUUUCGCUAUAUCAUCGUCGCUCCCGUGGAUCCCCACGAAGAAGGAAACCAUGCGAACCAGUCCUUCUCCCCUGACAUAUCAUUUAGACUUCUAUAAAACACGAGGAACGGUGGGGAAAAGCCGAAGUAGUACAGAAGAAGGAGAAGGAGAGAAGAGAAGAGCCACUGCAGCUCUCUCACAGAAAUCUUCCCCUCCCGGAAGGAAGGAAGGAAACUCGAAUGGAAAGAAAGAAACAACACCAUCUCUCCCACCGGCUAUUUCCCUCUCUGUCCAAUUUCUCCAAUUAAACAAGAAUCGAUCG